GAAAAAUGUAAACCAGAAUGGCCAAGAGACUUUAAAAAGACUUAGAGCAAAUGCAAAAAGCUUAUGCUGAUUAAUUCAAUGUAAGGAUGCCCAAUAAUGAUAUCAAACAUUGGAUUGUUGCAUUUGAAGGUGCGAAAGGGACUCUUUAUCAAGGGGAGAAAUUCGAGUAAGCAUUGAUAUUGAUAUUUUAGAUUGCAGUUCAAAUUCUCAAAUGAAUAUGUAGAAGUACUUAUUCUUAUUUAGCUCUUUUUUUCUUUUGAAAUUAGCCAAUUGAAUCACCUGAAGUAUUAUUAUAAUUAGAAUUAGGUCAUCUUUAUUGGUAAGCCACCUGAGCAUGAACAUAUCUAUUCGAAUGGAUUCAUUUGUUUAUCAAUAUUAUUUGAUGGUAUUUACAUGUUGAAUAUUCAUUUUAGAAUGGUCAGCUGCAUUGACUGUAUCAU
Paramecium octaurelia is the source of this 440-nucleotide messenger RNA. The record is from the annotation of a GenBank genome assembly. NCBI's taxonomy places the organism in Eukaryota, Ciliophora, Oligohymenophorea, Peniculida, Parameciidae.